CUCUCUCUCUCUCUCUCUCCGUUAAUCUAUCCAUCGGCCUUUUUGGCUUUCUUUGGUUCUGUCACUUACUGAUCGGAGACGAGGAACCCUAGAAAUAUUAACAACCUCGUUUGAUAACUGAUCGGAGAUCGGAGAGAAGGAAUUCCGUUUCACUCAUUGGCCGCAGGAUAAACAACAGAAGAUGGGUUUUUGGACUUUACUCGAAGGCCUUCUGCUGUUUGCAAAUGCUUUGGCGAUUCUGAAUGAAGACCGGUUUCUUGCUCCAAGAGGGUGGACUUUGUUAGAAGUACAAGGAGGAGGAAGGAGAAAUUCAUUGAAGGGACAGAUCAUAGGGCUUAUACAUGCAUGCCAGUUCUUGAGACUACCACUCAUACUUUUUAAUAUUGUAAUAAUUGUUGUGAAGAUGUUUUCUGGAUGAGGCUUUGAUCAUUUGCAACAGAAACUCAAAACAGGUGUGUACAUUGUGCCUGCAACUUUGAGGGAGAGUGUGUUUGAUAGACAUAAUUCAGUGGGUUGAUCCCAAAUUUCAGUGAAAUGCAUAAUCAGUCUAUAUUUAAUCUCAUUGUUGUAUCUGAAUGUUAUAUAUUUACAAAGUUGACCAUUUUCUUAAACCA
Cannabis sativa is the source of this 614-nucleotide messenger RNA. Its product is annotated as protein transport protein yos1. Gene Ontology annotation, cellular component: Golgi membrane; COPII-coated ER to Golgi transport vesicle; endoplasmic reticulum membrane. Gene Ontology annotation, biological process: endoplasmic reticulum to Golgi vesicle-mediated transport. Lineage: Eukaryota; Viridiplantae; Streptophyta; Magnoliopsida; Rosales; Cannabaceae. Bases 182 to 418 code for a protein of 78 amino acids. The record is from RefSeq and is a predicted model, not a curated record. The transcript has 2 exons.